Anguilla rostrata (American eel) is the source of this 2823-nucleotide messenger RNA. It is a transcript of the gene ca6, whose product is annotated as carbonic anhydrase VI. The transcript is spliced from 9 exons. The record is from RefSeq and is a predicted model, not a curated record. Gene Ontology annotation, molecular function: zinc ion binding; carbonate dehydratase activity. Bases 118 to 1686 code for a protein of 522 amino acids. NCBI's taxonomy places the organism in Eukaryota, Metazoa, Chordata, Actinopteri, Anguilliformes, Anguillidae. Gene Ontology annotation, biological process: one-carbon metabolic process.
UCUACCGUGGGAGGGCUCAUAUUUUAGGGCGAUAUUUUGUCGCGGGGGCGACAGAGCAGCACCACUUCACACACUCCGACGGAACUCAGCAGCACCUGGUUAGGGACGCCGUCCACCAUGGAGCACUUCACUCUCCUGCUAAUAUACAUUCUCCGCCUGGGCUUCACCUUUGGAGGAGAUGAAGGAAUUCACUGGACUUAUAAAGAAGGUGCCUUGGAUCAGAUGCACUGGGCAGAAAAGUACCCCGAGUGCGGUGGGGCACGACAGUCCCCCAUCGACAUCCAGCGGAGAAAAGUCCGACACAACCCCUAUAUGCCAGCGCUGGAGCUCACCGGCUACGACAAGAUAGAGAACGGAAAUUUCCGCAUGACCAACAAUGGACACUCAGUUCAAAUUGACCUUCCUCCCACCAUGGUGAUAACCAAGGGCUUCCCUCAACGCUACACGGCCGUUCAGAUGCAUUUGCACUGGGGAGGAUGGGACCUGGAGGCCAGCGGAUCCGAGCAUACCCUGGACGGCAUCCGCUACAUGGCAGAGAUGCACGUUGUCCAUUACAAUUCUGACAAGUACAGCAGCUUCACAGAGGCCAGGGAUAAACCAGACGGCCUGGCGGUGCUGGCGUUCAUCUACGAGGAUGGGCACUUCGAGAACACGUACUACAGUGAUUUCAUCGCCAACCUGGCCAAGGUCAAGUACGCAGGGCAGUCCAUGACCAUCACCUCAGUGGACGUGCGCUCCAUGCUGCCAGAGAACCUGUCUCACUUCUUCAGGUAUCAGGGGUCCCUGACCACCCCCCCUUGCUACGAGAGCAUCCUGUGGACUGUGUUCGACACCCCCAUCACUUUGUCCCACAACCAGAUCAGAAAGCUGGAGAGCACCUUGAUGGACCAUGAGAACAAGACCCUGUGGAAUGACUACCGCAUCGCCCAGCCACUGAACACCCGGGUGGUCGAGUCCUCUUUCCUGCCCCGCCUCAGUCAGGGCUCGUUCUGUCGACAGGAGGAAAUUGAAGCUAGGCUUACGAAGAUAGAGGAUAUAAUUACAAACGUGGACAAGCGCAUUACCUCCGGGCUGCGAGUUCUCUACCCGCUGGUGCUGUACUUCCCAGAGGGGUACCCUGGGAGCUACGCUGAGGUCACCCCCAUGCGCCCCAUGGACCUGCUCUCCUUCACGGUCUGCAUGCACGUGCGCGCCAACCCCGAGACCGUGCACACCGUCCUGUCCUACUCCGGCCCCGACCGCGAAAACGAGCUCGCCAUCACCACGGGCUACGAGGCGGGCCUGUGGAUCGGCAACCAGUACGUCAACUUCGCCGGCGGCGCCGUCACCCGGGACUGGGGCCACUACUGCGUGACCUGGGCCUCCCACUCCGGGCGGGUGGAGCUGACGGUCAACGGGGCGUCGGCCGCGGUGAGGAACCUGCGCCCCAAAUACGACCUGCAGCCCCGGGGCACCCUCAUCCUGGGCAAGAACAGGGACGGCCUGCUGGGCGUCUCCGAGUCCGACCCGCUGGUGGGCCACCUGACGGACGUCAACGUGUGGGACCGCGUGCUGAACUCGGCUGAGAUCCGGGAGCAGAUGGCCUGCGGGGUCGACAGCCCCAAGGGGAACGUCCUCAGCUGGGGGGUCACCCCGCUCCGCCUGUACGGCGGGGUGGAGCUCAAGACAAACUACAGGUGCCCCUAAAUGUGGCGCCCCCCCCCACCAGGCGGGAAGUCCUGCUGUGUUUUUAUUUGGGCAAAUGCUGAGGCAAAUAUAUAAAAUGCCACAUAAAGAAGCAAAAAUAACAUCCAUUCGCUGAUAUUCACAUAUGAAUGAAUGGAUGGGCUUGUGUGAGUCCUUUAUAUUCUAUCACAUAUAGGCUUAUGCUAUUAACAGUUAAAAGUAUGGCUCAGCUGUGUCAUAUCAUGUUUUGAUUGCCUAAAUCAAAUGCAAAAUCAUCCUAGCUUUCGCUACCAUUUUCAAAAAAUUCUGAAUGUGCACAUCACCAUUCACAAAUUGCAACAGUAUCUCGACAAGUUCAGUAGAUAUACAGGAGGUAAGCGAAACAAUGGGAACAUCGAUGACGGAAUGUGUGUUUUACUACUUUGAUUUGGUUUGCCUGGAGAAAUGUAACCAUGGAGAAAUACCAAAGGCAAACGUGUGAAAUGAAGGGAAGUCAAACAAUCAGCAUGUACCUACAUGUUUAUUUAGCAUCAUAUAGCGUUUUUUAUACACACCAAGAUCAUUUAUUGUUUCUUUUUUAAAGCAGUAUGAUACAUUCCUUUAACUUAGGCUCUGUCGAGCUCAGUUAGAUUAACUAACAGGCAUUUUACCGGCCUCCUCUUCACUUCCUUCCCAGUCAUUGUUGAAAUACACAUUGAAUACACGUGGUUGAGUGCCUUGGAGUUCCAGCUGCAGCUCUCGAGUUGCGCUAGUCGUAUUGGGUUCAUCCCUGUUGCUCUGGUAGAUGCGGGCCUCUCAUCUUGCCUGCACUGGCUCAUCUGCAGUGAUAUGUUGCUGUUGUUCUCGCAUCACUGGCAGGAUGUGCACUAGAGUCGUCUGGCAGAUGAAAGGGAGAACAAAGCUGUGCUGUGGGUCAACUGUGCUCCUAUUGGGCAAGACAGAACACAAAUUGGGGGGGGGGGAUUUAGAGCCCUCCCAUGACCAAAAACAAUGACGCAAGUAAUAGAUUGAAUAAUACAUUUACAUAAAGUUUGCUUAGCAGGCACUCCUAUCCAGAGCAACUAAAAAUGUAGGAUUUAUAUAGAGCAUGGUGGAUGUGAAGUGAAGUUCUGCAUGUACCGCUGGAAGCAAAAUAAAAUCUAAGAAUUGUAAAAUACA